AUGAAUAACACUGCGAAUUCAUUUAAAUUCUCUAAGGAUUCUCCUAAACUGGAAGCAAGGCAAUCUGCUGCAGCAAAAUCACAAAUCACCAAUUCCACUUACAUUAUUAUUCUGAUUGCCACCGCAGUUGUGAAUGCACAAAUGAAUGGUAUUGUACCCAGCGUGACAAGCUAUGCAUCAUUACCAUACUCUCAGGCAACAUAUCAUUACGGUCUGGCUCUAGCAAAUGUUGUGUCACCUACAAUGUCUUUCUUGCCUUUCUUCAUCACUACAAAAUCUAUACCGAUUCUGUGCGCAUUGACUGUGUGCUCAUCAAUUGUAACAUCAUUCAUCAUAUUCUUGGCCGCGCUAAGUCCCAACCUAAUCUUCGAUUCUCACAUAAUAGGCAGUUGUCUUGCAGUUGGUGCUUCCCUGCUUGCCGCUGGUCUACACUCCUAUCUUCGCGUCGUCUUCGCAUCCCUACUGAGGCAGGGCGAACAAAGUGAAAGCAGGCUGUUCUGGUGUGGAGUAUUUAUUCAAAUAGGAUCAUUUGCUGGUUCAGCAGUAAUGUUUCCACUGAUCAAUUUUGUUCACAUAUUCACCUCGGCGCCACCUUGUCGAUGA
Molecule: messenger RNA, 603 nt
Organism: Strongylus vulgaris
Lineage: Eukaryota; Metazoa; Nematoda; Chromadorea; Rhabditida; Strongylidae
Source: the annotation of a GenBank genome assembly